AUGACUACGCAAAAGAUCCCAAGCGUAACACUGCUAGAUGGAGGGACAGGUGAAGAAUUGUUUGCCCGUGGGCUCGCCGACGAUCGCCGCAUUUGGUCCGCGAUAGCACUUGUACACGAGCAGCACCAUAAUUUAUUACGGGAGGUGCACAUGUCGUUCUUGGACGCCGGUGCUGAUUGCAUCACGAGCAACAAUUACGGAGUGACCCCCGGUGUUGGAUUUAGUGACGAGGAGAUUCAACGAUACACGACAAUAGCUGGUCGAGUGGCUCGAGAAGCAUGUGACCAAUGGACAGCAGCGUCCCUGGACCCGAUGAGACGAAAACCCAAAGUCUGCGGGUCGCUGCCUCCUUUGCUGGAGAGUUACAGAGCUGACAGGGUGCCCGAUCAUGAAAGUGGAGUUGAAAUGUAUACAUUGAUUGCUCAGACUUUAAACCCUUUUGUCGAUUGCUACUUAGCAGAGACAUUAUCGUCGAGUAGUGAAGCCAAAAUGGCAUUGCUCGGAGUGCAUCGGAGUAGAGAUGGUGACAAAAAUAUGGAAAUUAUGGUGUCAUUCACAUUGAAUAGUAAGGGACGUCUUCGAAGCGGAGAAGAUCUGUGCAAUGUAUUUGAGAAGUUGAUCAGUUUUUCCGCACAUUUAACGGGCAUAAAGCUGCAGGCGAUCCUUUUUAAUUGCUCUCAGCCUGAGGCAAUUUGUAAGGCACUCAAAGAGCUGCACGAAAAUGAUCAUACGCGUGCAAUUUUGCGCGAGCAGGGGGUGCUUUUGGGUGCAUAUGCUAAUCGCCUUACGAUCAUCCCGGAUGAUUGGGCUCUCGCGGAGUACAGCGAACCACAAGCCAUACGCACAGAUUUAGCUGUGGAGAAAUAUAAUACUUUUAUCUUGCAAUGGAUAGAGCUGGGUGUGGAACUUGUGGGAGGUUGCUGUGGCUUUCGAUGGAAUAGCAAACUGACAGAAGUGAAUCUACAUCUCGAAGCCUUCAUUGUAUUCAAAAGCAGUACGCACGGAAGCACUGCACAAUAA
Messenger RNA from Plasmopara halstedii, 1020 nucleotides. RefSeq names its product homocysteine s-methyltransferase. The coding region runs from base 1 to 1020 and encodes 339 amino acids. NCBI's taxonomy places the organism in Eukaryota, Oomycota, Peronosporomycetes, Peronosporales, Peronosporaceae. The transcript is spliced from 3 exons. The record is from RefSeq and is a predicted model, not a curated record.